Messenger RNA from Ectocarpus siliculosus, 1314 nucleotides. The record is from the annotation of a GenBank genome assembly. Lineage: Eukaryota; Phaeophyceae; Ectocarpales; Ectocarpaceae.
AUGGCCAAGAAAAAGCUCGAGCUACGCUUCGCUGCCAGAGAAAAGUUUUCCUUGAUGGACAAGGGUACUCGAGAGACUACAGCCGCGAAAUCGAUCCAGAGGGUCAAAGCGGAGGUUGAGAGGCAAGCGACGCAGCUGUGGGAAGAGGGGUUCACGUAUGCACCAGCCAUGAACGGGGACGACACAGAAACACCUCCAAGUGCACCCCGUGUGGUCUUCGAGAACGCUUUGACGGAAGAAGGAUUCCUCGGAUUUGCCAGAGAUUUGGAUAUUCUAGCGCUACCGUUUGCGACGCACACUGGCCUCAUCUCUCUUUUUCGCCGGUACGCCUCCAAGCUGACGAAAGGCGCUGCGUUGCAAGCGAGGGCAAAGGGCCUUUUCUCCUGGUUGUGUAAGUCGUCUGGCGUCCAUCGAUUGGGGAAGGAAGAUAUCGCAAAGCUGCUCGAUGGGUUGGGACUGCCGAGAAUUUCCGACGAAGACGCUCUGCCUUACACGUACGCAGACGGGAUGUGGGACUACAACGCGUUCUGCAGGCACUUACAUGACAACCAGUGGAUCACCGAAGUCGCGGAUGGUGACGAAUCGGUCACAUCGGGCAACAGGUUGUCGGGAAGUGCAGAUGGAGCUUCAGCGGAUUCACGACAACGGGAUAGUGAUGAAAGCUCGACGUCGUCCGAUCCUAGCGAGCUGGCUUCGGCGGUCUCGGACUCUUCGGUUUCGACAGAUGACUCCACACCAUGGGCAGACCGGUUUGUCGGUAUGAAGAAAGACGGCUUCGAAAAAGCGAUCCAGGAGCUGGCAUGUACUGUUAGACUCCCCGGGGAGGCGUGCGAGUGUGAGGGUUGCAGCACCCGACGGGUUCGCGAGGCCAAGCUGGAGCACCAAGAAGGAACAACCAUGGACAAAGAGAUGGAGCGUCUGAGGAUCAAGAUGCAUGCCAAGGAAUUGCACACAUCAUGGGCGACUGUCCGGUUGUACUUCGAGAUUCUGGCACCGAACGCGGCGAAGCUCUUUGCCGCCAAGGCGAACGCCUCACAAGACAUAUUUGGCUCUCCAUGGUCCAGCCCCACUUCGCGAAAUCUCCUCUUCGACAACGACCAGAUGCUGCAAGAGAUAUUCCUGACGCUGGUUGGGAGGCAGGGGGACAGAGACUCCCUGAAUGACCGAGAAGGCGGUUCUAGAAACCAAUUGGAAGACACAACCGUGCUGAAAGGGUUGAGGGCAGACUGUAGGUGGGUGUUCUCACUGUCUUCCUGUCGCAGAUCGCGAAGAAAGUUUCGAGUCUCCGCUUUAACAAUGUUUAGGUGUGCGUAG